This is a messenger RNA of Cetraspora pellucida, 654 nucleotides long. The record is from the annotation of a GenBank genome assembly. NCBI's taxonomy places the organism in Eukaryota, Fungi, Glomeromycota, Glomeromycetes, Diversisporales, Gigasporaceae.
AUGCAAAAUAAAAAUAAGUGCAUUGAUUUAAAGAAAUAUUUAAUUCUUUCACAAAAUGGUAUAUUAACAGAUGGACUUUUACAAGUUCAAGCUAAAAAAUUUGCAGAGUUAUUAAAUAUAUCAGAAGUUGAUUUUAAGGCAAGUCAAGAAUGGGUAGAUAGGUUCAAAAAAUGGAAUGAAAUUCAAAAAUUUAAGAUUCAUGAAGAAUCAGAAAGUGUGCCUACUGAGAACUUUGCUAACCAAAGACAAAAGUUGGUUGAAUUACUUUUACAAUAUAAAUCCAAGAAUGUUUAUAAUACUGAUAAAACUAGUCUCUAUUAUAGAAUGAUGCCUGAUCAAAUGCUUGCAACAAAAGCAAUGCAAUCAGAUGAUAUUAAAGAUGAUAUUGAAGCUAAAGUUAAAAAUCUUAUUUUCAAGAUCCUUUCCAAUUAUAUAUGUAUUAUAUCUGCUAAUGAUUAUAUCUAUAUUGAUAAUAAUCUUAAAGUUGAAGAGACUGUUCUAGACAAACUUGCUAUUAUUAAUGAGGUUCUUCAUCAGUCCAAUUCCAGUAGUAGUGAUAACAAAAGUAAUAUUAAAAUUAAAAAAAUUACUUAUUCAGCUGCUUUAGAAAAAUGCAGUUCAUUAAUUCAGUAUAUAGAACAACAAGAACUAUGA